UUUUUUCCUGCUCCAGUGAUGACUGUUUUCUCCUGCCCGAGUGAUGACUGUUUCCUGUUUUCCCCACCCCAGUGAUGACUGUUUCCUGUUUCCUCCAGGCCCAGUGUCGUCUGAGUGAGUCUCAGCAGCGUCUGGACCUGCUGCACUUGUCUCUGGAGCAGCGUCUGUCCGAGCUCCCCGCCGACCACCCCAAAGCCUGCCUCAUCCGCGACGAGCUGCUGCUGACCGCGCGGCCCGCCGCACCCUACACACACACCAAGUACAGCACCCUCAGCAAGCCUUCACCACUCACAGGUACUCUUCACGUGACCCUGCUUGGCUGUGUGGGCGUGUUGGAGGCGGUUCCAGGGCGUUGCCGGGGAACGGCGGUCGUGUUGCCGUGCUACAGUCCCGGAGAGGGGCGGUCCUUCAUGAGAGGAGGGCGGAGCCUAUAUGCUAGGAGCGGAAGUGUCAGCGGCAAAACACCCUGCAAGGCCGACGAGCUCUCGACGGAGGUGAGUGCUGUUUUAAAGCAGGAUAACUGCGUGGUGGGCCAGACUGCAUGGAAGACAGUGGGAGAGCAGGCAUGGGACCAGACCUUCACUGUGGAGCUGGAGAGGUCCAGGGAGAUGGAGAUCGCUGUGUACUGGAAGGACUACCGUUCUCUCUGUGCGCUGAAGUUCCUGAAGCUGGAGGAUUUCCUGGACAACCAGAAACACAGAGUCCAGCUGGAGCUGGAGCUACUACUGGCCCAGGUGACCUUCUUUAACCCCGUGAUUGAGCGCGUUCCUCGUCUGAAGAGGCAGAAGAAGGUCUUCUCCAAACAGCAGGGUAAAGCGUUUUUGCGAGCGCGGCAGAUGAACGUGGACAUCGGGACCUGGGUCCGUCUGCUGAGGAACGCCAUCCCCACCGUUAACAGCACCGGCACCUACAGCCCCAACGCACACAACCUGCCCUCAGGGGAGAUCUCGGUGGAGAAGUUGAGUCUGGACUGUGACUCUCCUCUGAGGUUUGAGUUCAGGAGAGACAUGGUGGACACUGCCACGCCGGAGCGGUUACCUGUAUCUGAGUCCUUCUCUAGUCCUGACGUCACUCCAGAACGCCACAGCAGAACCGUCUCCAGUAAGCAAAAGAAGGCUCCUUUGUCUCUUGAGGACUUCAGACUCAUCGCUGUCCUUGGAAGGGGACACUUUGGGAAGGUGUUGCUGGGAGAGUAUAAGAAGUCAAACACGAUGUACGCCAUCAAGGCCCUGAAGAAAGGAGACAUCAUGGCCAGAGACGAGGUGGACAGUUUGAUGUGUGAGAAGCGGAUCUUUGAGACGGUGAAUAACUCCCGGCACCCGUUCCUGGUGAACCUGUUUGCGUGUUUCCAGACGCCGGAGCACGUGUGUUUCGUCAUGGAGUACACGGCCGGGGGCGACCUUAUGAUGCACAUACACACCGACGUCUUCACCGAGCCACGCGCUGUGUUUUACGCUGCCUGUGUGGUUCUCGGCUUGCAGUUUCUCCACGAUCAUAAGAUUGUGUAUCGAGAUCUGAAGCUGGACAACCUUCUGCUGGACACUGACGGCUACGUCAAAAUCGCAGACUUUGGCCUCUGCAAAGAGGGUAUGGGUUUCGGGGACCGCACCGGCACGUUCUGUGGCACUCCGGAGUUCCUGGCCCCCGAGGUGCUGACGGACACGUCCUACACACGAGCAGUGGACUGGUGGGGUCUGGGCGUGCUCAUCUACGAGAUGCUGGUGGGAGAGUCUCCAUUCCCUGGUGAUGAUGAGGAGGAGGUGUUCGACAGCAUAGUGAAUGAUGAAGUCCGUUACCCACGAUUCCUCUCCAGCGAAGCCAUCGGGAUCAUGAGACGGUUGCUGCGUAGAAACCCUGAGCGUCGCCUGGGCUCCAGUGACAAGGACGCAGAGGAAGUGAAGAAGCAGCCUUUCUUCAGGAACAUCGACUGGGAGGCGUUGCUGUUGCGGAAGGUCCCUCCCCCCUUCCUGCCGUGCAUCGUGGGUAAGGAGGACGUCAGCAACUUUGACGAGGAGUUCACCUCCGAGGCGCCUGCCCUGACGCCGCCCCGCGAGCCCCGCCCCCUCUCCCGCAAGGACCAGGACAGCUUCAAGGACUUCGACUACGUCUCCGACCUCUGCUGAAGUGGGACGCCAGUGACCACGCCCACCUGCGGACGCCAGUGACCACGGCCCCAGCUGCAGUCACGCUGUGGUCAGCUGAUGGAGGGGAGACGGACUGGUGGUCAUUUUCUCCACUGUGACUACACACUAAACCAUGAAGAUGAGGAGGAUGAACGAAUGAACGAACGAAUGAACGAACGAAUGAAUGAACGAAUGAACGAACGAAUGAACGAAUGAACGAACGAAUGAACGAAUGAACGAAUGAAUGAAUGAAUGAACGAAUGAAUGAAUGAAUGAGUGGGUGAAUGAGAGGAGGGGGGCACAGGAUGAAAUGAAUGAAUGAGAGGAGUAGGGCACAGAAUGAAAUCAAUGAGUGAGUGAAUGAAUGAGUGGGUGAAGAAAUGAAUGAAUCUGCCUCAGAUAAAAGCUAACAGAGAAAAGUCUGACUUUUUUUUUUCCAGACUGGACCACUGUGGGGUGGGAUUUUUUAAUCACGUGUGUGUUUUAAAAAAGAUGCGCUCAGAUGAGCCUGCAAAAUCAUGGGAACAAUGAGCUGCCCCACAUCCCCACCUUCAGAACACAGAUUCUCUCUCUCCACGACAACAAUCACCCCCGGCAACAGGGGGUCUCCUCUGAAAGAGCCUCUGGGUCUGCACUAGAUCACGCACGCACACAUUCUAACAUGUGAAAGGCACCCUUUUCCCAAAACAAAGAUGGCUGCCACUGCCAGCUCAAACAGAAUCGUGUUCUGAAAUGGAUUUUGUUGUGACAUUAUGGAGAUCCACUAGGUCCGCAUUAGAUCGAGACCAGAUCUAACUCUAAUUCUUAGAAACCUGCAUUUAAUAUGUUUCUAGCUCAGUGCAGAAGCUGGAUACCUAGACCAUAUUUGGAACUGGUUUUGGAGGGACUGGUCAUCAUUUUUGAGGUUCUAGAUUUCAAUCUCAAUUUCUCCUUUCUGCAGACACUAUUUUUUGCUAUGUUUAGAGUGACAAUUUCAGGUUUCUACUACAAAGCUGUGAUGUUUUUUUAUUGAAAGAUUUGACGUGUUUUUUUUUUUUUGUCAGACCUGGAUUGCCUUAAAAUAGUUGUGUAUAAUGGUAGUUUAUUCGAAGGAAAAAAAAAGUAAUUUCAUCAAGGUCCACUUCAUAUUCGUCAGGCAACAGAGCUGCAACUCUUGAUGUCUGGCUUUCCAGCAGGUUCCAUCCUGCAUGCCUUUCACUCGUACUGCUAGAAUGAAUUCAGCAGAAGAACCCAGACACCAGCUGGAUGUGUUCACUCGUACUGCUAGAACGAAUUCAGCAGAAGAACCCAGACACCAGCUGGAUAUGUUCACUCGUACUGCUAGAACGAAUUCAGCAGAAGAACCCAGACACCAGCUGGAUGUGUUCACUCGUACUGCUAGAACAAAUUCAGCAGAAGAACCCAGACACCAGCUGGAUGUGUUCAGGUGCCGUGCCAAGGCGGGAAGGUCCACCAUUUACACAGAAUUCCUCAUUGGUUCAUUUUAACUCUGAAGGAUGACGAUCAGUCUCUAAGGACUUUGCAGACUUUGUUCACACUUGAGAAGAGAACCUCACCUCCCUACACACACACACACACACUCUUAUGUACACUGUGACUAAUUAAGAGCUGGUGGGUAAUCUAGAGAGUCAUGCCUUGACCCUUAAGCAGGGGAGUUUUGAACAUUCUGUUCCGCAACAAUGUAAGGUUCUAAAAUUCCAUGUUCAAUUCCAUGAAGAUACCCGGAUAUUCUUUAGAACGUUCAAUUUCCAACAUUCACGUCACACCGGCUUAAGGGCUAAUUAUGUAACUCCUCACUCCGUGACUGACGUGUUGUUGUUGUUGUUGUUGUUCUGGUUUGUCUAUUUUUAUUGUUAUUUUCUUUCCUCUUCUGUUUUUAUUUUUGAAUUUCCUGAAAUGUGGUAAAGGGGUUCAGGGGACUCAUUGUUCCCUGUGUUACCAUAGCAAUACCAACCUGUGAAAGACAGAUAGCGGAUGGGCCCUGUCCGUUCCCUUUUCUGCAGCCAGUGUAACUGUGUCCUUGUCUGAGCUACAUGUGGGGGGGGGGGGUUGUUAUUUGUCAAUAACAAAUGACAAACCCAGCUAAGUUAAAGGAACACGCUAAUGUUUUGGGAAAUUUAAUUAGCUUAUUUGUUGUCUACCCCAGAGUUCGAUUAAGAGGAUGCAUAUCUUUCUGUAGAUAAGCCAAAUAAGCUAAUUUCCUCUGAGUUUCAGCAGUAAAUCUGCUAAUAGAAGAGUAUCAUGGUUUAUGUUUUUACCAUAUGGCUCUUAUAUUAGGAGGUUUACUGCUUACUCUGAGUUAACUCAGACAGGCUUGUCACUUAGCAACACCCCCUACCCUUCAGCUAGACCAGAGUUAACGAGGUAACAAGUUAACAAGUCUCUGUUCUGAUUUCAGUAGUACUGUUGUCAUUGGUUCCUUCCGUAUGCAUAAAUGAAGUGUGUGAUUUAGUCUUCUGAUUUUAGUUUUUUUUUUUUUUUUUUUUUUUUUUUUUUAAACAACACAUUAUGUGAGAGUGUAUGUAAUUGUCUCCAUGGUAACUAAGGGCUCCGUUUGAAACAACGAGACUGUGAAGACCAGUGGUGGGAUUAUCAUUGGACUGAUUCUUGGGCUUCAGUGGAAUGAUAAACUUUUACAAGAAACAAAA
Molecule: messenger RNA, 4771 nt
Organism: Alosa alosa (allis shad)
Lineage: Eukaryota; Metazoa; Chordata; Actinopteri; Clupeiformes; Clupeidae
Product: serine/threonine-protein kinase N1-like
Exons: 17
Coding region: 75-2123 (682 amino acids)
Biological process (GO): protein phosphorylation
Molecular function (GO): protein serine/threonine kinase activity; ATP binding
Source: RefSeq, a predicted model, not a curated record